UUAUAAACGACUGGUGUGGUAUGAAAAAUUUACUAUUCUUAUAAAAUUGAAGAUAUGAAUAAAAUUUGCAGAAUUUGUCUAGAAGAAGGAGUGUUAUCUUCAAUAUUUACCAAAAAUUUUAAUUUGUCAUUGUGUGAUAUGAUAGAAUAUUGCUGUAAUACGAAAAUAUACAAAAAUGAUGGUUUACCAGAACAGAUGUGUAGUAAUUGCGUUUAUAAGUUGGGCAUAGCGUACCAUUUUAAACAAACAUGUGAGAGUGCUGAUGUUAGAUUGAGACAGUAUCUGGGCCGGCAAAUCCCUGAAAAAUCUAGUGAUGCAGCGGUCAUGACAGAUCCUAUAGUACCUACAACUGUAAUAAAGAAAUGUAAAUGUAGAUUGGGCCAACAGAGGAAAACCAGUACCAAUUACAAACGGAAGCCUGAGGCGGAGAAAUUGAAACGAGGCCCAAAACCUAAACCCAAGCAAACACACAAUUGUUACCAAUGUGAUAAAGAAUUUAGAUGCCAAGCACAAUUAGAAACACACCUGAGAACUCAUACUGGAGAUAAACCAUUUACAUGUAUGUACUGUCCACGUCGAUUCACACAGAAACACAACUUGACCAUACAUCUUCGAGUGCAUACUGGUGAAAAGCCAUUUCAGUGUGAAGUGUGCAGCAAAAGGUUUUCUGCACAAGGUAAUCUUCAUGCACAUUUGAAAAUUCAUACAGGGCAGAGGGAUCAUGUAUGUACCUUGUGCAACAAGUCAUUUAUAACAUCCAGUGAAUUGACGCGCCAUAUGAGUAAACAUAGGGGAGUUAAGAAUUUCAAGUGUGAUCUAUGUAAUUCAGCAUACAUACAUUCUCGGGAUUUGAAAUUACAUAAAAUGAAAAAGCACGAUAUCGAUGAAAAUUCAAAAGUGCGUAAUGAAGGUUACAACACUAACAUAGAUAUUAUUGGAAUUGAUGUAGGGAAGGAAGUACCACCAAUACCAAUGCCUAUAAAUCCUGCGAAGGAGGUCAAUCAUCACAUACAACAACUGAUUAACGAGAAACCACAACCAAUUCUUCCUGAGCAUAAUACACUACUGCCUUUCGAUCAUAGAGUUAUAAAAGAUGUAUACAAUAGUCACCAUCCAUACACUAAUAAUAAGAACAUAAUUGAGAGUCACAAUUGUGCCGUAUGUGGGGAGGGGUUUGAUUAUCUGGCAGCUCUUGCACAACAUCAUCUGCAGUAUCAUAAAGGGUAUGAUACAUUACAGCCAAAGCCUUAUAACAACCAAUAGAAUUAAUUAGUAAUAGUAUUUGAAUGUGUACCUGUUGAUUACCAAUAGCAGCAAGAUCUGCUUAGUUUGAAACAAGAUGGCGCUGUAUGUAUGUUGUGGACAGGAUGUUUGAUAUCUAAGAAAGACUAAUUUGUUUGCAUGUCUAUCUUAAUAAGAAUCUUCAAACUAAGUACAGGUGUUUAGUCUGUC
This is a messenger RNA of Achroia grisella, 1452 nucleotides long. RefSeq names its product zinc finger protein 271-like. NCBI's taxonomy places the organism in Eukaryota, Metazoa, Arthropoda, Insecta, Lepidoptera, Pyralidae. The transcript has 9 exons. Gene Ontology annotation, cellular component: nucleus. Gene Ontology annotation, biological process: regulation of transcription by RNA polymerase II. The record is from RefSeq and is a predicted model, not a curated record. Bases 55 to 1263 code for a protein of 402 amino acids. Gene Ontology annotation, molecular function: zinc ion binding; RNA polymerase II cis-regulatory region sequence-specific DNA binding; DNA-binding transcription factor activity, RNA polymerase II-specific.